GUUUCUUCUCUCACUCUCGCUGCAAUGGAGUUGUUCAUCUUCAUAGUGUUUCAGCUCCUGACGGAGGUUCAGUCUUACAAAUCUCCUACUGUAAAAGUAUCUCCAGAUGUCAUAAGAGAGUCCAGCUCAGUGAAGAUCAGCUGUGAGACUCCAGCAGAUGUUAGAGCGAGUCAGUGUUAUUUCACCAAAAACAGAGAAGAGAAGAAUAUAAAAGUUAGUUCAUCAUGUCAGCUCGAGCUCACUGGUGCUGAAGUGCUCAGAUGGGCAGGUGUAAAAUCACCUGAAUCAAUCUACAUUAACUGUUACUACACAAUAAAUGAACGAGGCAUCAAUAAACCAUCAUCUAAUUCUCCUCCUGCCACAGUGACGGUUCUUGAUGCACUUCAGAAACCCUUCAUCAGUGUUAGUGAUGAUUAUGUCCAGCUCAUCAUAUCAUGUGAAAUACCUCUUUCGGUCAGAGCUGAUUUCAUCUGUAGUCUCUACACUGAGGAUGAUGUUCUUCUGUUUCACCGUGUCUCUCACUGGAGUCAGUCUGGAGGGAAUCUUUGUAUGUUUUAUUUAAGUCGUAGUGAACUCUUCACACAAUCAGUGAACAGCAGACAGCUGAGCUGUGUUUAUUCACUCAAGACUGAACCUGAGAUCAGAUCACCACACAGUGACACAUACACCAUCAGUAACACAAUCCCCAUCACAGUCACCAUCACCAUCAGAGACACAAUCACCAUCAGAGACACAAUCACUACCAGAGAUCUUCCUCAGGCCAAGUUAAGAGCGUCUGCUUCAGUUAUUCUGGAAACGGACACAGUUGAGCUGAGCUGUGAGAAAACUGAAGAUCUGAAGAUGGAGAAGUGUUACUUCUAUAUAAAUGGAAGAGAAAGUAACUCAAAAGUGAGCUCAUCAUGUCAGCUCUCACUCACUGGAUCUCAGAUCAGUGUUUGGUCUGGAGGUCAGAGUUCAUCAUCUGUGAGAAUAAGCUGCUUCUACACUGUGAUGAAGAAACAAGUUCAAAAACCAUCUGCUCACUCUGAUCCAGUGACAGUUACAGUCCAGAUUUCAACAUCAACCAUUAAACAUACAAGUACAACAGCCACAACAACCUCUUUAACUGUAAUGCCCACUACUGAAACCACAACAACAUUCAGUAAAACUUAUCUUCAUUCUGAGACAAACCUUCCAACCAACACAGCAAAGGAAACAAUGUUUUCAACAUCAACCAUUAAACAUACAAGUACAACAGCCACAACAACCUCUUUAACUGUAAUGCCCACUACUGAAACCACAACAACAUUCAGUAAAACUUAUCUUCAUUCUGAGACAAACCUUCCAACCAACACAGCAAAGGAAACAAUGUAUGCUCCUACUAAAGGUCCACACUCACCAAUAUACAAAGAUCUGUGGUUAAUAGUGCUGGUUCUCACUGGUGUUGCUGUUUUGUCUGGACUCAUGGGACUCAUCUGUCUCUGCCGGUUUGCAAGUAAAAAAAGAAAACUUGAAGGAAUUGGUAUGAGUUGUUCUGGACCUGUAGAGGCAUAUUCUCUGAUCACUUCUGUACCAGCCACAUCUCAGCCCAUAUCUGAAGGUGAUUUGGUCAACAAACAACAGAAAAAGGGAAAUCCGGAGGAAAAUGAGAAUGUUUAUCACCUGUACUCCACAAUCCCUGACAAACCAGUUCUUUCAAGCGCAGAAGAUCACAUGUACAGUUUGGUGGACAUGCACUGAUGAAUCUCAUGUCUUUGUUUAUUAUGUACCACCAUCCUGUAAAUAAAAUAUCCGUAC
Molecule: messenger RNA, 1776 nt
Organism: Carassius auratus (goldfish)
Lineage: Eukaryota; Metazoa; Chordata; Actinopteri; Cypriniformes; Cyprinidae
Exons: 17
Coding region: 25-1719 (564 amino acids)
Source: RefSeq, a predicted model, not a curated record